Molecule: messenger RNA, 1252 nt
Organism: Cryphonectria parasitica EP155
Lineage: Eukaryota; Fungi; Ascomycota; Sordariomycetes; Diaporthales; Cryphonectriaceae
Exons: 2
Coding region: 240-971 (243 amino acids)
Cellular component (GO): cytoplasm
Source: RefSeq, a predicted model, not a curated record
CUCGAUUUACGUGACGAGUCAAACACACUCAGUUACUGUGACAAAAACUCAAGCAUCACCGCUUUCGACAUCAUACGACAGACUUAUUUCGUUUUGCCUGACUGAGCCUUUUUGUGUCACCUCGCGACCUUUUGGUGCUCGACUACCUUUACGCAUCAUCAAACCAGAAGGCUCAUCCUCUGACAGCUACAACAUAUCUCAACCUACAUUUCACAUCUCUUUUUGAAUAAAAAGACAACAUGUCUGUCCUAUCGGCUCCACCACCCUACGAGAACUCGGUCCGCCGCAGCAAAUCAGUCGGCCACCCGCGCCGCCCUAAGCAAAAGAUUUUCAUCCCAGACACCAUCGACAGGUUGGACGACACAUCCUUCGGCGGCCACUACCACCACGGCGGGCCCUAUGACGCCACAAGGCCGUCCUUUAACAGGAACCGGAAGCUCUCCCCGCUUGCCGCCACCAAGGAGGGCAACAAGGCCGCUUGGGAAGCCACUCCCCGUGAGCUGCAGCUGGAUGCUAUCCUCAAGGGCCGCCCACUCGACGGCGUCGGAAUCGUCCCACCAGGCGAGAGAGCCUUGAACGGCCAGAAGAUGGAUUAUGAGGAGGGCGAGGACCUCAUGAGAGAGAUGAACCCUGGCGGCGGCGCCUACAAGCGCUGGCCUGAUCUGCAAUACAACCCUAACGACCUCAAGGGCAAGGGCGAGCCCGGGUUCACUAUUGACAACGAGCGCAAGAGGCUCGAGGCUGCCGAUGUUGGACGGUCGAGAUCGACCCGCGACAGGGAGAGGCGCGGCGACUACGAGAUGGUGCCACAGCGCCCGAUGCGAGACGGCAAAAACCCCGCGCUGGUGCGUCAGAGGAGCUCGAGCGCGAGCGCCGUCAUCGCCAGCAGCAGCAGCACGUCGCGGCCCAGAAGUGGAAGCAACUUGGCCGAGGGGCUGAAGAGGCGCCUGGGCAGCCUGAGGCGGAAGUAAUUAUUUUUCUUUUGUCAGAGAAGGAGGAAAGAUUUGCCCACGAUGAUUUGAUCUUACUUUAUGCGUGUUGGAAUAUGGUGAAAGGAGGUCCAGCAAAGCUCCUGUGUAUUAAUUAUCAAUGGUACGGGGGGCUUGGGCACGGCGUCUUAAGUUCACGGUCUGCGCCCUGGGAAAACCUAGGACAGGCUGAUGACUGGGUGGUGUUCAUUUUGAUAUCUUUUUUCUUGACUAACCUUGAUUAUCUCGACUGAACAAUCUGGAAAUCUUCUAUGUUUCUACUC